AUUUUUUUUUUAAUCGACGGUCGUUUAACUGGUACUCAAAAGAGAACUAGUAAAUUGGAAAAUGAAACAAGGAAAACAUUCACAAUGACCAACACUCAUCAGUUUUUGAGCGCAAAAUUGACAGGAUUGAUUGAGCGAGACGUGAAUGGUGACGUGCUUUGGACAUGGUCAUUCCCCUCAGUGAGUGAUACAGACAGAGAAUUCUUCACACAGAGAUCACACCUCAGUACCCCAGACACCACAGUACCUUUUUUGUACAGUCAGAGAGAUCGUAGCUGGUACUACAUUCUGAGUAGUGUGGUGGAUGACACUGACCAAUUACACAAAGUCACACAUGUUUCCAUUGUUCUAGUCACCAAAGAUUUCAACCCAGAAAAGUACGAGAUUCUCUGUCGGGUGCUGCUGAAGAAGUAUCGGAAAUCAGGAAAUCCUGCACUGUUACUGGAGAACUACCUCAAUGUCAUCACCAGAGGGAGCUGUUCUACGGAGGAAAAUGGACGAUUUUCUGUUCAAGACUACGACAUCAAACGAUCAUAUGCCAAAAGUAAACUUAAAGAUUUCAUUUUGACUUACGGGAUGGAGUCCGUUAUUGUGUACACGGCUUUGAUUUUGAAAAAGAGGCUGGUGGUGUACUGUCCCGAGAAUCAGGUCCAGCAGCUGAUGUCCAUCGUCAGGUCCCUCCCAGCCCUGGUGUGGCACAGACAGAACUGGGACAUAGCCUUUCCUGUGAUAGAGAUGGAUGAUGUCGAUUUAACCAUGCUUAAGGAGACCAGUAACUAUGUAGCAGGUGUCACCGAUGCAGCUGUGGAAGGGAGAACAGAUUUGUACGAUGUUUUUGUUAACACCUCAACAGGACAGAUUUCUAUAGCACCAGAGGCCAAAGAAUCAUUAGCAAUGGGUAAGCUGCACAAGGACAUAGCUAAACACAUGGUGCAGUGUGCUGAAACAGAAGAAAUGACUGAGGAACAGCUUAUCAAAGAAAUUUCUAAUAAAACCAAGGAACUGUUAAACAACCUCAGGAGCUUAUCGACCCAAACCAGUGACGGGAAAGAAGUCAUUCAGCUGGAGACAUUAAAGGAACGCAAGAUGGCCCCCGCCACUGAGAGUUUUCUGUAUUCCCUAGCUGCGUGUGAGGGAUUAGUAGAAGUGUGAUGUGUUGUCAUUAGAAACGAGAUACUGUAACUAAAUCAAGGGAAAAUGUGAACAAAUCGUCAAACAUCACGAACAAAUCUUCCAACAUCACGUACUGCAGUUUCUAGAACACAUUUUUUUUUUCAUAUUUCCAAUCAAGGGCCCUCAAUGGGCAGCAUGAAAAUACAUACAAAUGUAUACAUAGAUUAGCAAAGAAAAAGAAGUGAUUACAUGACACAUGGUUUGAACACAAUGUCACUGUUGUUAAUUGCAUACAUUGUUAUAAAAUAGAUUUACUGAUAUGCAUUUAGAAUAGAUGGGUCUUCGGAACAUAAUAUGUAAAUGACAUUCACGUAUACAUAAUCUCUCUGUAUAUACAUAUAUAUAAUGUUGGAGAUACUUUAAAGACAUGAAUGAGAUUUUAGUAUAGGAUUCACAUUUGAUUUGUCUGUAAAUUCAUUAUUUAUGACGGAUGUAUUAAAAUUUGUUAAAAUGA
Ostrea edulis (European flat oyster) is the source of this 1627-nucleotide messenger RNA. RefSeq names its product putative DENN domain-containing protein 10 B. Lineage: Eukaryota; Metazoa; Mollusca; Bivalvia; Ostreida; Ostreidae. The record is from RefSeq and is a predicted model, not a curated record. Bases 85 to 1152 code for a protein of 355 amino acids. The transcript has 8 exons. Gene Ontology annotation, biological process: regulation of early endosome to late endosome transport; protein transport. Gene Ontology annotation, cellular component: late endosome. Gene Ontology annotation, molecular function: small GTPase binding; guanyl-nucleotide exchange factor activity.